AUGGCGGCCGAGAGCGUGGGCCUGGCAGCCUCGGUUGCCGGCCUGCUAUCUUUGGGCUUGCAGAUCACCGGCGGCAUCGUCAAGUACAUGGACGCCUUUGAGGGCCGUGACGAGGAACUACGAAACGUCAAGAAAAAUAAUGACAACCUGGGGGUCACACUCCUUGCGAUGAAAACGGUGUUAGCUGGUCUGCAGGGCCAAAGUCCUGCAGUCGUUGAUGCAGUAGAUCAGAACAUUCGAAGCUGCGAGGAGGACCUUCGCGCCGUCGAGGCUUUAUGCAUUGACCUUUCUGAUCGCGAUGGCAGUACGUGGACGAAACGGCUGGAGAACAAAAAAAAGAAGGUGACUUUUGCGUUCCAUCGACCCAAACUUCGAGACCUUGAGCUGCAGUUGCAAAAGGCCUAUGGUGCUCUGCAACUGGUACAGGGCAGCUUGGGACUGAACGCAGUCUUGCUGGCGGCUAUCGAGUCGAGUUCUCGCGACCAAGCUUCUGAAAUGCUCUUAAUCCGGUCAGAAGUAGCAGCACUUGGUACGCCUGUGGGCGACAUCAAUGACAAAUUGUCAGGUCUACAAAGCAUUGCGGACCAGACAAGACAAUUCAUCGUGGCUCAUUCCGGAGCUAUCGAAAUUGAGGCUCGCGAGAGCAGCCAGCGUCUCAGAUAUGAUCUUCAGCAUUCGCAUGCCUCAAUUGUACAGCACCUUAAGACAAUCGAUCACAAAGUACAGCUUCUGGGAGAAGAGAACGGUUCUCUACGGGCAUUAGCUCUCAAAGCGGCCUCCAAGCCAGCAGCUCUCAAGAGAUUCUCGCCGUUACAUAACUUGACGUGUCAAACUGAUGAGUGGGCCGAGGACGCCGUUCUGGCCCUAUCACGGGCUAACUUUGAAAACCAGCCGGCCAUGUCGGAACGGACGUCAAAGAUCUGUAAAUUCACGCACUUCGCGAUUGCGGUACAUCGUAGCCUCAUGUCUUUUGGCAAGCUCCCUGAGGUUGCGACAGCGAAGCCUGAAAUUCUCAAAAGGCUCGUAAAAGCUGCGGAUCUGAUCACCCUGAACCAGCGAGACAGCACAGGUACUAAUGCACUUGAAACAGCCAUGGUGCUUAGCUCACUGUAUUGCGUCAAUGGCACAGAAUAUCUGCAAAUCUACGAUGAGGCUGGCGGGACCGUAGACUCUUUAUCAAACUGGAUAUUCCAGCAAACUAGCUCAUGCGGCUCGGAGUUCACGCUCUCAACUUAUGUAGAGGCAAUCAGGUUCAUGACAUUCGAAGCACUGGGCAUGGCCCAUAGCUGUUGUAAUCCAAGUUCUCUGGUCGAGGAAGGUGCGGCUUGGAUUGAUAUGGAUGAUCUGGAGGUCAUCGAGGAGCACGACUUCUUACUCAAGUUACACGAGCUUUUGGUCGUUGAAUUUACGCAAAAAGCUAGCGAGUAUCUGGGAAAUGGGCCAAACGAUAUCCCAUUGUUCCCUCAGUUUUGGAAAUCAUACUGGGCCGAUCGAAUGACCGAUGAGUUAGAAAAGCUGGGCGGGGAAGACUUGACUGCUGAAGAAAGACGAGAUGCAGAGGAAAUCGGCGUGAUAUGGGACAAGUCAACAGGGAGCGGCGAGCGUAAAUCUAGAAACCCAUACCACAGGCGGGAUAUGGAGCACUACUUCUUUGAGUUGGACCUCAUCUGCCCUGAGUACAAUGAGCCAUGGCCAGAGGGAAUGCGUCGCAUUCAUUAA
Messenger RNA from Colletotrichum costaricense, 1719 nucleotides. RefSeq lists its product as uncharacterized. The transcript has 6 exons. The record is from RefSeq and is a predicted model, not a curated record. NCBI's taxonomy places the organism in Eukaryota, Fungi, Ascomycota, Sordariomycetes, Glomerellales, Glomerellaceae. Bases 1 to 1719 code for a protein of 572 amino acids.